AUGAACGCUACUCACCGCAAACCCACUCAGUACGAGUCGCUGCUCGCUGGAAUCGUCGCUGGCGGUGUCGAGGGAGCGGUCACCUAUCCCGCCGAGUUCGUCAAGACGCGCGCCCAGUUCACCGCCAAUAAGGGCCAGGCGGUGGGUGUGAUACCCAUCUUUCGGGAGACACUGAGGGAGAGGGGCAUCAAAGGGCUAUAUUCGGGGGCUGGGGCGUUGAUCGUGGGCAACAGUCUCAAGGCGGGGGUGCGGUUUCUCACGUAUGACUCUGUCAAAACAGUGUUUGCGGACUCUAAUGGCAAGAUGACGCCGGGGCGGACGAUGCUGGCGGGACUCGCGGCCGGGGUAGUGGAAGCGAUAGUAGCGGUGACACCUAGCGAGACUGUCAAGACCAAGAUGAUCCAAGAUGCCACGUCUGCCAGGCUGUACCACAAUAUGGUAGAUGGGACCAUCGGGAUCUGCCGCGCAGAAGGGUUCAAGGGGAUAUACCGGGGAUUGUGGCCAACCAUCAUGAAACAAGGUGCCAACAGCGCUGUCCGCUUUUCUUCCUACGCCUUCAUCCAGUCUCAGCUCGUCCACCUCACUCGACCGCCAUCUGGAAAGUUAUCAUCCGCAAUGACCUUCGGCGCCGGCGCUGGAGCGGGUCUCAUCACAGUCUACGCUACUAUGCCGCUCGACAAUAUCAAGACGAGAAUGCAGGCUACAGGUGCUGAGUUGAGAUACAACAACAGCGCUGACUGCUUUCUCAAAAUUGUCCGUCAGGAAGGUGUUCUGCGGCUGUGGGGCGGGACGACGCCGCGGCUGGCGAGAUUGAUGUUUAGUGGUGGUAUCAUAUUCGCCGUGUACGAACGUUUGAUCAACGUCAUGACUGUGUUCUAG
Molecule: messenger RNA, 879 nt
Organism: Dioszegia hungarica
Lineage: Eukaryota; Fungi; Basidiomycota; Tremellomycetes; Tremellales; Bulleribasidiaceae
Product: citrate transporter
Exons: 6
Coding region: 1-879 (292 amino acids)
Biological process (GO): mitochondrial citrate transmembrane transport
Source: RefSeq, a predicted model, not a curated record